AUGGCUGAGGAUAGAGUGCAAAGUUUUGUUGAUGGUCCCACACCAGAGCUGUUGGGGCAGUUGACUAAGGCUGAGUUAGUGGAAGCUGCUCGUCUUUUAGACAUUUCGGUUCGUCCUUCACUUAGAAAGGAUGAGAUUAAGGACUGCAUUCGUCAGUUUUUGGUCCAAACGGACAUUUGGUCAACUCGUGCUGAUUCUGAGGAGGAGGGGGAUGAUUCUGCGUCUUCUGAUGGAUCCCAUGAUUCUGAGUUAAAUCUAAAAACUCUGGAAGCACAGUUGAAAUUGAAGGAGCUUGAACUUCGUACAAAAGAGGUUGAGCUACAAAUGAAGAGCCUAGAUUUGAAAUCUAAGGAAUUGGAUGUGAGGAGUGGUGAUUCCUCUGUCAAGUUUGAUGCUUGUAGGUAUGUUAGGUUAGUUCCUAAGUUUGAUGAGAGUAAGGUAGAGGAGUUCUUUCAGCAUUUUGAGAAGGUAGCUGUCAAUUUAGGCUGGGAGAGAUCUGUCUGGCCAACUUUGGUACAGAGUGUGCUCAUCGGUAGGGCCCAGGAGGUUUAUGCCUCAUUGUCUGUGGAAGAGGGGGGUUGCUACGAGCAACUGAAGUCUUCUGUCUUGAGGGCUUAUGAAUUAGUGCCUGAGGCACAUAGGCAAGCAUUUCGCAAUACUAAAAAGGGUGAACGGGACACUUAUGUGGACCUGGUUCGUAAGAAGGUUGUUCAUUUUGAACGAUGGUUGUCCUCAACUGGUGUUAAUAGCUUUGAGAGUUUGAAGGAGCUUAUGUUGAGCGAGGAGUUGAAACGUUCGGUUUCACAUGAAUUAAGGCAGUACUUAGAGGAGCGUGAGGUAGUGAACGUUCAGAGGGCAGCAGUACUCUUGGAUGAAUAUGUCUUAACACAUAAGGUAGUUGAUAGGAGUAAACCUCAAGGGAAGGUUAAUCAGUCUGUUGGUAAGAAAGAUUAUUCAUGGCAAGAUGAGAGUCAAGGUAGUAACAAUACUGUCAAGAGUGGUAAUAGGCAAAAACCUGUUCCUGGUCCUUGUUAUUACUGUAAGCAAGAAGGACAUAGAAUGUCUGAGUGUAGUAAACUGAAGAAAAAGAGAGAGAAAGAGGGCUUUGGUGAGAGGAAAGUAGUUCCUAAUGCAUUAGCUAGUGUCAAGAGGGAGAAUAGAGCAGUGUCUGUAGGGUAUAAACCGUUUGUGACUGAAGGUUUUGUAAGUUUGUCAGGUAGUAGUGAGGAGGUUCCUAUCCGUAUUCUUCGGGAUACUGGGGCCACCCAGACUCUUCUCUUAGCUAAUGUUUUGCCUUUUUCUGAGGACUCGGCUGUUCAUUCAGAUGUGUUUGUAAGAGGGGUAGGUGGUGUAAUUCAGGUGCCUUUACAUAGUGUGAAUUUGAAGUCUGCUAUUGUGUCGGGUCAGGUGGAUGUUGGAGUUUCUCCUGCCUUACCGGUAGAAGGUGUGUCGUUGCUGUUAGGUAAUGAUCUUGCGGGUGAUAAGGUUUUGCCACAUCCAGUUAAAUCAAACAUUCCUGUGACUGAUGAGGAAACUGAAAGUUUGGUAAAAGAGAUGCCAGACGUGUUUUCCUCCUGUGUAUUGACUAGGUCUAUGGCUGCUAAGGAAAAACAGGAAAGGAAAAAUUCAGAGCAGGGUUUGAAAGAGACUAGUCCAGAUAUUGAUAAUUUGGGAGAUAGUUUUCUUGGUCAUUUGGAUGAUAACAGUGUGUUCUGUCAGGUAGAUGAUAGCAAAUCUGCUGAAGACGAUAGUGGAGUUAAUCAGGAUGGUGAAUCUGAUGUAGGACUUAAUAGGUUGUCUUUGAUCGAUGCUCAAGGCAAAGAUCCUGAGUUGGUUGGAAGUAUCAAUAGUGCUCUGUCUGAGGAGGAAGCUGUAAAUGAAAGCACAUGCUUUUACAUGAAGGAUGAUAUUCUCAUGAGGAGAUGGAGACCUCCAGAUGCAAGUCUUGAUGAAGAUUGGAGGGUUAUCCAUCAGGUUGUGGUGCCUAAGGUCUUUCGUAGGCAGAUUUUGAAAGUUUCACAUGAAACUGGUCUUGGUGGACACCUUGGUGUCAAUAAGACUGUUAACAGAAUUCUGAAACAUUUCUUUUGGCCAGGGCUGCGGAGUGAUGUUAGUGAAUUUUGUAGGGCAUGUCAUGCGUGCCAAGUUGUUGGCAAACCCAACCAGAAGAUUCCGCCGGCGCCAUUACGGCCCAUCCCGGCAUUUGAUGAGCCAUUUUCAACAAUUAUUGUUGAUUGUGUUGGUCCACUGCCUAAGACUAAGGCUGGACAUGAGUAUCUCUUGACUAUGAUGUGUGCAGCAACCAGAUUUCCCGAGGCAGUGCCACUUCGUAGAAUAACGGCUCAGAAUGUUUGCAAAGCACUGGUGAAGUUCUUUUCGUUGGUAGGAUUACCAAGGAUUAUUCAGAGUGAUCAAGGCUCUAAUUUCACUUCCAAGUUGUUCAGACAAGUGAUGUCGCAGUUGGGAAUUCGAUGCGUGAAUUCGAGUGCCUAUCAUCCUGAGAGCCAAGGGGCAUUGGAAAGGUUUCAUCAAACCUUGAAGAACAUGAUGAGAACUUAUUGUUUUCAGUGUGAGAAAGAGUGGGACGAGGGACUACCCUUACUCUUGUUUGCAGUUCGGGAGUCUGUGCAAGACUCAUUAGGAUUUAGUCCAUUUGACUUGGUAUUUGGCCACACUGUUCGUGGGCCUUUAUUGGUGUUGAAAGAGAAGAUGCUUGAAUCGGAUGAGAAGUGUGGAUUACUAGAUUAUGUAUCUCGGUUCCGAGAAAGGUUGUCUUAUUCAAGAGAACUUGCUAUGCAGCACAUGAAGACUGCUCAGGCAGACAUGAAGAAAGUGUUUGAUCGCAAAGCUAAGGAGAGAAUAUUUGAUCCCGGUUCUAAGGUGUUAGUGCUCUUGCCAAUUCCAGGUAAUUGUUUGCAGGCUCGGUACUCUGGUCCAUAUGUUGUGGAGGAGAAAGUGAGUGAGGUGAACUAUGUAAUUCGCACUCCGGAUAAGAGAAAACAGAAACGUCUUUGUCACAUUAACUUGUUGAAAGAGUAUGUAGAGAGCAAUGAGGAUUGUAAAGCGAAGUCGGUUGCGAGUGUUGGUGUUGCUUGUGGUGGGAAUGAUACUGUUGACGUACAAAAGGAAGUUGGUCUUUCCUUGCCUGAAGUUAAGCUUGAGAAUUCUGAAGUUCUGGAGAAUUUUGGUGAAAGGUUGAAUUAUCUUCCAGUGAGUGAGAGAGAGUCGUUGCAGGAGUUGAUUUCCGAAUACAGUCAUUUGUUUGGUGAUGUUCCCAGUAGAACCACUCUCGUAGAACAUGAUGUUGAUGUCGGGGAGUGUACCCCAAUUAAGCAACAUCCGUAUAGGUUGAAUCCGUCAAAGUUGGAAAUUCUCAGGAAGGAAGUUAACUACAUGAUUGUCAAUGACAUUAUUGAGCCAAGUAGUAGUCAGUGGAGUUCUCCUUGUGUCUUAGUACCAAAGAAGGAUGGUAGUUAUAGGUUCUGUACAGACUAUAGAUCUCUUAAAAGGAUACUGGCAAGUGCCCCUGUCACCAAGGGCACGAGAGCUGUCCGCUUUCGUUACACCAGAUGGUCUCUACCAAUAUAA
Molecule: messenger RNA, 3588 nt
Organism: Lytechinus variegatus (green sea urchin)
Lineage: Eukaryota; Metazoa; Echinodermata; Echinoidea; Temnopleuroida; Toxopneustidae
Exons: 2
Coding region: 1-3588 (1195 amino acids)
Biological process (GO): DNA integration; proteolysis
Molecular function (GO): nucleic acid binding; zinc ion binding; aspartic-type endopeptidase activity
Source: RefSeq, a predicted model, not a curated record